AUCAUGGAUUUUGAAGAGAAGCGAAGGAUGUUCGAGAAGAAAGGAGGCAAAGUACCGAUACCCCAACUAGAGUCACGUGGUAAUAAAACGGCCAGUGCCAAUGCUGUUAAUGUAAAGCUUGCAGAGAAGUACAAACUCUCAUUGUUCGAGAGACCAUUACCACUUAUCGUCAAAAACGAUGAUGGUGAAGGAAACGCACUGUCUUACAAUCAUGAUACCCUUGAGGAACUUAGCCAAAUCGAGGAGCCAUUAUGUGUCAUAGCUGUAGCUGGAUGUCUGAGGAGUGGAAAAUCGUACCUUCUUAGUCGCCUUGUACAGAAGUGUGGCCGUUGA
Messenger RNA from Mya arenaria, 333 nucleotides. RefSeq lists its product as uncharacterized. Bases 4 to 333 code for a protein of 109 amino acids. NCBI's taxonomy places the organism in Eukaryota, Metazoa, Mollusca, Bivalvia, Myida, Myidae. The record is from RefSeq and is a predicted model, not a curated record. The transcript has 5 exons. Gene Ontology annotation, molecular function: GTP binding; GTPase activity.